Molecule: messenger RNA, 3254 nt
Organism: Labrus bergylta (ballan wrasse)
Lineage: Eukaryota; Metazoa; Chordata; Actinopteri; Labriformes; Labridae
Gene: ncaldb
Product: neurocalcin delta b
Biological process (GO): calcium-mediated signaling
Molecular function (GO): actin binding; tubulin binding; calcium ion binding
Source: RefSeq, a predicted model, not a curated record
ACUACAGGCUGCGGGAGCUAAGCGGAGUAUGUGCAGCGGCUCUGGGAAAAAGCUUGUAGAGUUUGGACUGAGAGCAGCCGGGCAACUCAAGCUCCUGUUGUAGCUCCUGCAACUUGUUUACUUGCCGGUGAUUGUCGCUGAAUAUUUUACUGUUCACUCCAGGUAAUGGACUAUUAGAGAGACUUUCAACAGAGCCUCCCGAGCAACUUCAAAGCGAGUCUAAACCGCCGCUGUCCUCACAUCACCCACAGCCUCCGCAGAAGCAGCGACCAUGGGCAAACAGAACAGCAAGCUCCGUCCCGACGUCAUGCAGGACCUGAUGGACAACACGGACUUCACCGAGCACGAGAUCACCGAGUGGUACAAGGGCUUCUUGAGGGACUGCCCCAGCGGAGCGCUCUCCAUGGAGGAGUUCAAGAAGAUCUACGCUAACUUCUUCCCGUACGGAGACGCCUCCAAGUUCGCCGAGCACGUCUUCCGCACGUUUGACGCCAACGGAGAUGGGACUAUAGAUUUCAGGGAGUUCAUCAUCGCCCUGAGCGUGACCUCUCGCGGUCGUCUAGACCAGAAGCUGAAGUGGGCGUUCAGCAUGUAUGACCUGGACGGGAACGGAUACAUUAGCAAGGCAGAGAUGCUGGAAAUUGUAUCGGCUAUUUACAAGAUGGUUUCCUCUGUGAUGAAGAUGCCUGAGGAUGAGUCAACACCUGAAAAACGCACAGAUAAAAUCUUCAGGCAGAUGGACACAAAUAGAGAUGGUAAACUGUCCCUGGAGGAGUUUGUGGAGGGAGCGAAGAGCGACCCGUCCAUCGUGCGGCUGCUUCAGUGUGAUCCCAGCAGUGCUGGGCAGUAGAAAACUGGACUCUUUUUCCUCAUUGCAGUUUGAUUAAUUGAACAAAUCUUCAAAAAGAAAUCCUUUCCUGCUGACCCACCUGAGAUUAUUGACAUUUGAUCACUUGAGCCAUAGAGGCACAUGCACACACACAUUUACAUUAUACUUAAAUAUAGACAUCAUGCAACUGUACAUGCUACAAAUACCACAUAUAAUCUUUCAGACACCCAGAAGCACAUACUGUACAUGUGCCUCUAUGUCUGAUGGAAAUCUCCAGACAACACGGGUCUUGUAUACGGUACAAAUAUAACCCAAAGGACUGAAAUCUCAUCAAAGACUUGUUAAACACUGAAUCAAAGCUGUGCUGUCUCUGCCUGAGGAGGGCAGCCAACAUGGAUCAUCCAACAGAUCUGUGAGGUACACAGAGCCGAAUCCAAGUUCGCUGUUACUUUUUAUUCUUUUGUUUCAUUAAUGUUUGUUUGUUUUGUUUUUUAAAGCAGUAUUCCUUAUUUAGAGGAAAUUAUGCUCAUUUUUUGUUUUGUUUUUACUGACUCGGGUUGUUGUGUAAAGACAGACAGAUCUUUGCAGAGCAUUGCAGUCACACUCCGUCUGCACUGAAUGAAAUGAAGUAUGUGAGUCUUGGACAAGUGUUCACAGCCUACAGUAUGGCUCAUAUAAAAAGCAAAUCUGGGAAAUGUAGUUUUUAACCUUUGAAGACAUAAUUUUUUUAUGUGCUUUUUGGGGGGAUGUUUCAUCAAACCCAAACUGACUUAGAUAUCUUGGAGGGGAUUACAUGCAUUUGUUCUUUCAAAAGUGACUUUUCAUGCCAAGUUCUGUGUCCACAUACACACAAAUUCACACACACAGACAUUUAACCUUUUAUUGUUAGUGAUGAACACAUGAACUUGACAUAUGAAUAUAAACCGAGCUGUGAUUCUUUUUUUCUUCAACUUUGAUUUAAGAAGCGUAUCAGUAAAAAAAAAAGAAGUUAGAUCUCAUAUGAAUAUAUAGAAUGUACUUAUAUAUUCUUUUACUCUGUGAUAACAUUGUGGCAAUUUGUCACAGUCGAAGAUUUGAUUUAAAAUUUUGACUUCUAAAUUAUUGGAAUGUGAUGAUAAACAUUUUAUUUUCUUUUACUUGACAAAUAUGAUAUGAAAGAAAAAUGUAUAUUCACUCAUAUUUAUGCUAGAGAGGUAAAAAAAAGAAAAGAAAAGGAGACGACCACACAUAUUGCUAUUCCUUUUUUCAUCUUCAGAGAUAAAUUAUGUACAGAUCUCUUUUGAUACCAAGCCACAAAACAUUAGGAGUCCUAACGUUUUUCCUGUUUAGAGUGCUGCAAGGAUGAAGUUUUGUGUAGGCUUGCCGAUAAGUUAGCAUUGCUCUACCUCCCUUGACUCAAAGUCAGUGGUCAUUUUCUUUUUCAAUGGAUUAUUCAGAAAACAGGUUCUCUGGUUUGUUCUAGGAAAUAAGUUUCAGUAACAUUUAAGGUUUUAAGACUUUAUUUCUUGCGAGAACAAAAAGCUUUCCCCUCUCCUACAUCAGGCUUCUAACUUCUAACGAAACGUAGCUUGAAACAUUUAAUUUCCACGACAACCUCUGUAGUCUCAUUAAGAUGAUGGCUAGCAAACAUCUAUACUAAAAUGCAAGUAAAAGCUUCGCAACUAGUAGUUUUAAGCUUUAGCAGUCAUUGAAGUUAAACAGUUAUAAAAACCCACUGACUUUGGGAUGAGGGAACCAGAAGUGCAAAAAUGCUAAUUUCCAGGUUUUAAGUCAUUCCCUUCAGCACUCUAAAGUUAACAGAAAGAAAUCAGUGCAAGUGUCAUUAAAGUGCAAUGUUAACAUCUGUGACUUUAUACUUUCAUGCAUGUCGACGUCAAAUAUAACUGUAAGAGUAAAGCUCUUUGAGUGCUGCUGUGACUGGAGAUUACUGAUACUUAACUGUCAGAACAAAGCACUGACCUUGGUACUGAGUUACAGCAGCGUCCACAGAACCUCAUUGUGUUUUUGCAGGAUUUACUGACAGCUUCCAGUCUGCGUUCUUUUGACCUGCUUUGCCCUGCUGGUCUGAAGACCUCAUAAUAUUACACAGCUAUCUCCACAGGCAGAUGUACGACAAGCUUGGAGAGAAAAGCACUGAUGCUUCAAUUCUCUGGGCUUCUUCUUACGCAUAUUCUACAGAGUAGGUGAUCUGGUACUUCAGUCCCACAUUUCACUUCAAUAGCAUCUUGUGGUCAAGUGCCAAAUAUAGAUACAUCAACUAAAAUAAAACAGUAUUGUAUCCAUUUAUACUGUACAGUUGUUACUUGUCGAACAAAAAAUAACUUUAUCACUGUAUCAUUUUGUAGAUUUUGUAUUGUUAACUUGCAUUAUGUGUUCUGUGUAGGAGGUCCAUUUUGUUAUUCAAAUAAAGCAACAUGGAGAAAUG